This is a messenger RNA of Lactuca saligna, 1368 nucleotides long. The record is from the annotation of a GenBank genome assembly. Lineage: Eukaryota; Viridiplantae; Streptophyta; Magnoliopsida; Asterales; Asteraceae.
CUUCAUAUACCAUUACCAUAGAUACUGAUGGUCUGCGUGUAAGUUACAAUUCCGAGAGAAGAAAGGGGGGAAACAAUGGGAGUGAGCUUGGAGGGUUCGAAAGCGAUAUUGGUAGCGUACAUGAAUCAACACGUCCUCAAAUACCAUCAAUGGAUGCAAGAUCCUGCUCUACUACAAGCCACCGGGUCGGAGCCCUUGACUCUCGAAGAAGAGUACCAGAUGCAGCUUACAUGGACUCGAGACCCCCUCAAACAAACUUUUAUCAUCUUGGAUAAAGACUUGGUUUCUGGACAAUUCGUUCAUGGCGAUCCUCAUGUCGAAGCCAUGGUUGGUGAUGUGAAUAUAUACAUGAAUGAUUUGGAAGAUUCCCAUCUGGCUGAGAUUGAAAUAAUGAUAGCUGAACCUAAAAGCCGUGGCAAAGGACUUGGGAUGGAAUCCGUGUUGAUGAUGACAGUUUUUGCCAUUGAAAAUCAUAAAAUCAACACCUUUCGUGCCAAAAUUGGGGAUUCAAAUGAAGCUUCUUUGAAUAUGUUCCGAAAACUGGGCUUCAAGGAGGUCUCUCAUAGUGUAAUCUUCAAAGAGGUUACUCUAGAGCUACCUAUAACUCCAGAAAAGAGUAAGGAGCUGAAUCAAUUAGUUGGGGAUAUGAUUACACAUUCAUAGGUGUUAAUACUCUCUGUGUGUAAGUUGUAUGCAUACGUUCUUACUUAAAAAGAUUACAACUUUAAUAUCUUUAACUUUGAAGUUUGAACAAAAGCUAAAUAAACUCACCAUUUUACUGAAAAACACUCUUAGUCGAAAGUUAUCAUUAAAACUAGUUUUACUUUUAUAGCUAGGGAAAUAUGGCAUUUACCAUUACAUAUUUUUAAAAAACUCACCAUUUUGAUCAUUUCCUACCAUUUACAUAUUUUUAAUGGUUUUACCUUAACAUCAACUUUUUUUUUUACCAUUAAAGCUCAAAAUUUGUUAGACUUGUUUUUGUUUUUUUAGAAAAUAUGGCAUUUACCAUGCCACAUGGUAGCCAUGUUGGUAGUGGACCUGUGUUGGCUGACGUGGCAUCUCCUUAGACUCGUUUUCAACCAUAAUCACUGAGAACUACUCCAUCCCUACUCUCUCAUCUAUAUAAUUCUGACUUAGUCGAAAUCAAUGGUUAAGGUCGUUGGAAGCAAGAGAAAGAGACAAGAAGAAAAUUAUUGAUAUUGAAGAUUAGGGGAAAAUGAAUUCAUUUGGAAAAACAAUCAUUUCCUAAAACAAUAAGUUCCUAAAUUGAAGGCAUUUAAGAUGAGCAUUUCAGUUUAAAUGGAAUGAGAAAACGAUAUCUAGCAUAGUGGAUCUUUAUUUAUUAGUAUAGAUUAAUAAAGAUUAAUC